Messenger RNA from Cucurbita pepo subsp. pepo (vegetable marrow), 2618 nucleotides. The record is from RefSeq and is a predicted model, not a curated record. NCBI's taxonomy places the organism in Eukaryota, Viridiplantae, Streptophyta, Magnoliopsida, Cucurbitales, Cucurbitaceae.
UGAUACCUCCGUUGACCGUUUUCUGGUUAUUCUUUUUAACGGUGAGCACUGAGCUGAGCUGAGCAGAGCCUUCCAUGGUUUGAUCCCCACUCUCUAACAACACCAUCGAAGCAUGUCGAAGUUCAACUCCUUGAUUUUGGUUUUGAUUCUCUUCGUAUUUCCGCUUGCUCUAUCGGAACAAGAAGCAAUUAAAGCAAUAAUCCAUCGUUUGGAUUCCAAAACUUCAUCUCCUUCGAUUCAGGAAGCUGCGGCGAAGGGUCUUCUCCGGCGAUUGCUUCCGACUCAUGUGGAUAGCUUCAAGUUUCAGAUUGUUUCUAGGGACGUUUGUGGUGGAGGAAGCUGCUUCUUGAUCAGUAAUUUCAAGCCCUCAAGCAGUAAUGGCGCAGAGAUAUUGAUUCGAGGCACCACCGCGGUUGAAAUUACGUCUGGUCUUUACUGGUACUUAAAAUAUUGGUGUGGUGCUCAUGUUUCCUGGGACAAGACUGGUGGAGUUCAAUUAGCUUCUAUUCCUAAACCAGGAUCUCUGCCUCUUUUAGAGGGUAACGGAGUUGUGGUUAAGCGGCCCGUGCCAUGGAACUAUUACCAAAAUGUUGUUACUUCAAGCUAUUCCUAUGUGUGGUGGGAUUGGGAAAGAUGGGAGAAAGAGAUAGACUGGAUGGCCCUCCAUGGAAUUAACCUUCCUUUGGCAUUCACUGGGCAAGAAUCAAUUUGGAGAAGUGUUUUCAGGGAUUUUAACCUCACUGUCAAAGAUUUGGACAAUUUCUUUGGUGGACCUGCUUUCCUUGCCUGGGCUCGCAUGGGAAAUCUACAUGGGUGGGGUGGGCCUUUAUCACAAAGUUGGUUGGAUCAACAAUUAGCUUUACAGAAACAUAUACUUUCCAGAAUGCGAGAGUUGGGGAUGACUCCAGUUCUACCAUCAUUCUCUGGAAAUGUUCCAGCAGCUUUGGCAAAAAGAUUUCCCUCAGCAGACAUAACUAGAUUAGGAAAUUGGAAUUCAAUUAAUGCUGAUCCUAGUACAUGCUGUACAUACCUUCUUAAUCCUUCUGAUCCUCUGUUUGUCAAGAUUGGGGAGGCUUUUAUCAGACAACAAAUUAAAGAGUAUGGGGAUGUAACAGACAUUUACAACUGUGAUACAUUCAAUGAAAAUACUCCACCUACCAAUGACACUUCAUAUAUUUCAUCACUUGGAGCUUCUGUCUAUAAAGCCAUGGUGAAAGCUGAUAAGGAUGCUGUGUGGCUUAUGCAAGGAUGGCUCUUCUAUUCAGACUCUACUUUUUGGAAACCUGAACAAAUGAAAGCACUACUUCAUUCAGUCCCAUUUGGGAAAAUGAUUGUUCUUGAUCUUUUUGCGGACGUCAAGCCUAUUUGGAAAACAUCAUCUCAAUUUUAUGGCACACCCUAUGUAUGGUGUAUGUUGCAUAACUUUGGUGGAAAUAUAGAAAUGUAUGGUGUAUUGGAUGCAAUCUCUUCCGGUCCGGUCGAUGCCCUUGCAAGUGAAAACUCAACAAUGGUUGGCGUUGGCAUGUGCAUGGAAGGAAUAGAGCAUAAUUCGGUCGUUUAUGAAUUGAUGUCUGAAAUGGCAUUUCGCAGCAAAAAAGUUGAAGUCCAGGAUUGGUUGAAGACCUACUCCCGUUGUCGUUAUGGCAAAGCAGAUCGUUACGUCGAGGCAGCUUGGAACGUUCUUUAUCAUACAAUUUACAAUUGCACUGAUGGCAUUGCGGACCAUAACAAUGAUUUCAUAGUCAAACUUCCAGAUUGGGAUCCAUCUUCAAGCUUUGAUCAGAAAAUGCCACAUCUAUGGUAUUCCACUCAGGAGGUUAUCAAUGCCUUGCAGCUACUCCUUAAAGCCGGUGAUAAUCUCCGCAACAGCGCUACAUAUAGAUAUGACUUGGUUGACUUAACGCGGCAAGUGCUAGGGAAGCUGGCAAAUGAAGAAUAUUUGAAAGCUAUAUCUUCUUUUCAGCGCAAGAAUGUGGCGGCUCUGAAUCAUCACAGCAAGAGAUUUGUUCAAUUAAUAAGAGAUAUUGACAGAUUGCUUGCUUCUGAUUCAAAUUUUCUGCUUGGAACAUGGCUUGAAAGUGCAAAGAAGCUUGCCACAAAUCCAUCUGAGAUGAAGCAGUAUGAAUGGAAUGCAAGAACUCAAGUGACUAUGUGGUAUGAUAACACUGAGGUCAAUCAGAGCAAGCUUCAUGAUUAUGCAAAUAAGUACUGGAGUGGGCUUGUUGAAGGCUACUAUCUUCCAAGAGCUCUGACAUACUUUUAUUACGUAUCAAAAAGCCUGAGAAAAAACGAGAGCUUCCAUUUGGAAGAGUGGAGAAGAGAAUGGAUUCUGUUCUCAAACAAAUGGCAAGCUGCUUCAGAAACAUACCCAGUUAAAGCUGAAGGGAAUUCAAUUGCUAUUUCUAGAGCCUUCUAUGAAAAGUACUUUGGUUGAGACAAUUUCUCUAUGUUCUUCCAGAACAAACAUGGUAUGACCAUUUCAGUUCUUUGUCUUUUCCUUCUUCCGAUGUUAAAAGGUUUUUCUUGGUCUCUGUCAGUUGUUUCUGUGUUGCAAUGAGAUCCCUUAUGAACUCUAAAUGUUCUGUCUCUGUGCCAAAGAAUUUCUUUGCUUUAUUGGA